AUGGCUCUUCCAAACGGGAUGGCGCAUUUUCGCACCCGUAACAUAUUUCGAAACCCUGCUUUGUUUUACCACGCUGUCAAAAACACCGAAACGAACUUCGUUCCUGAACAUGCGUCGAGCAGAGGUACUUACAAGGAAUUCAAUGAGCUUGGUCUAGAGUCCGAACUAGGUUGCAUUGUAAGAGGUCCGCAUACCGCCAGCGGCUAUGACGACGUGACAUAUGGGCAUGUCGUUGCCUUUCUGCAGGACCCCAUUAAUGGCCAUGAUAAAGCGAUCGUGAGUAUUGAAGUGUCUGCUGCCUCUCAUGCAGGAGUUGGCGGCGAUAAACCCGCCACAUGCAUCAUCAACCGCACUUUUCACCUGCGCUGGGACGAAAUUACAAGCCAGCACCUCCACCUUUCCCUUCGUGACUACACUCCGAACGAAUUCUGCAACAUGCUUCGGGAGGCGAGCCUCGUUUCGUCGUGCUGCAACCGCAUUCACGCGCUGACUCUAGUGCUCGCUCCAGCGCAUCGUCUUUGUCCCUCUCCGUACCCGCCUGAUACACAAAACAGAGAGCAUGUCGAAACCGUCAACGGCAUCCUUCGCCACGCCGUCACAUUUGUUCACGUCACGUCGACUGCCACAGUCCGCUACGAGCAUGACGACGCGCUCAAGGUCUUUGAGCUCGUGGUGCCCUUCUCUCAGCUAGAGGUGCUCAGGAACGAGGUGGGUAGGAACCAGAGCAUUGCGAUGGAUGUCGUGGACACCUACUUGUUCUGCAUGCCGCCGGAUGACGUGGCGCACGACUUGCUCUACAGGGAGAGCAGCCUGCCUCCGAAGUUUGCGUGCGAGGGUACGACCCGCGUGUCUCGCAGACAGUGGGCCGUGGCGCAGAAGAGGGCCACCGACACCCACUUGUGGGAGAGAGUGAUUCCUACCUUUUCGUGUCCUUGCCGCAAGCGCUAUAUGGACAGCCGAGGCAGGGCGUACUGUGCAUUCCACGCGGAUCCUAGUCUUCAAUAA
Phanerochaete carnosa HHB-10118-sp is the source of this 1005-nucleotide messenger RNA. RefSeq lists its product as uncharacterized. The transcript has 4 exons. Lineage: Eukaryota; Fungi; Basidiomycota; Agaricomycetes; Polyporales; Phanerochaetaceae. The record is from RefSeq and is a predicted model, not a curated record. The coding region runs from base 1 to 1005 and encodes 334 amino acids.